AAUGCUUUUAUCUGCUGGGGGUGUGUGUCAUCAUGAGCCUCCUGCCAUCAGCCUCGUUAGCAGAUCUGACAUGUGAAGCUCUGCUCAUGCUGUCGGGGAACGUCUCGUGUAAGUUCUGGACAAACAUCAGCUGGAUUUUUAUUACAGCAGCACGGCUACAGCAGCUGUUACAAGCUUUUAAAAGGCGCUCAUUUCCCAGUACUGUCCAGCCAGUUUGUUCUAGCUGCCCCACUGUUAGUACACUUGAGACUGAAUUGAUUUUCAGUCUUUUCCAUUUCAUGGCCAUAACCACUAAAUGUCAAACCCUCAUCCUCAGUCACAACUUCCCCCCUUGUGGAUAUUAGAAAACCGUUAUUUUCCUACUAUUCCGUUUCCUCGCAGACCUCUGCAGCACAUCCAGAGGAGUCACACAAGCACGCACAAAUGCACAGGAAUGAUGUUCUUGUUAUUUGCCCCAGGAUACAGUCAUAAAAUCAUUCCAGGUAGCUCUUAACAGAGUAAUGAUAACGCUCUGUUAUCAUGCAGUCACCCUGCUCAGCUGAACCGAUUUCAUUCGCUUCAUAAUUCAUCAAAAAUUAUCUGCAGAGGAAAUUAAAUUAUUAUUUUUAAUUAUCUUUAUUUGUUUUGGUAAAUCUGUUAAGACGUUAUUUAAAUAAAAAUGUUCAUGACUCAUUAUCUGAUGUCAACAGUCCAAAACCCCAAAAUAUCCAGUUUAUUAAGCUAUAAAAUUAUUAAACCAAUAAAAGAUCGCAUUCUUAACUGGAAUUAUAUGGGUUUUUUUAAUGGGGGCAAACCACAGAAACAGAAAUAGUAAUGAAAAGAAUUUCUCAUUAAGUCGACUCUGUUCCCUGUAGAAACAGUGUUUUUUUGUUUGUUUAAAAAAAUGUGUUAACAUAACAUGACUACACAGUUAUUUUCUGUCUUAUGCUUCUGCUAUUUAUGAACUAUGGAUUUUGGCAAGCUGUCGCUCCAAUCUUGGCCAAUGGAGACAUGUGUUACAUUUUUAGUCCCAGGCCUCGAGAUUCAACUCAGUGGCAUGCAAAACUUGCGUCACAUCCAUAUGUCACAUGUCGCAUUUAUAUUUAGUUAAAUGCAAUAAAAUUGAGUUUGGAUAUGAUAAUUACGUUCAUGCAAAUCUUUUUUUAAUUGCAAGCAUCGAAUCUUUGGUUGCAGAAACAGGAGUUUUGCCUGUUGAUUAUCUAAUUUUCAGUUCACGGGUGACAGACACAGGUGAAAUCAAAUGGGCCCAAGCAGUAAAUCAUAUGUUAACCUGUUCAAAUUUCCUAUUUUCCAUAUGCAAAGAAAGAGAAGUAAAUUCUGACACCAGCCUGAGAGGUUAAUGUGUGAUUUUAUGUAAGUAAGCAAGAAUACACUCAACUACUAAGCAGCUACACUCUAUUACACUCUAAUAAUACUUACAUCACAGCUCCACAUCUGGAAAACUGGUACAUUUUGUUUUUAAACUUCACCUUCCAAAGUCUUCCAAAGUCCCACUCGACCCUCUGGGCCCUGCGUUUGACAUCCCUGAUCGAAACAAAAGUACUGGGACAUAUUUCUGAACCUUUAAAUUCACUUGUUUUCUGUCCCAAGGGUGCAUAAAAUCCCCAACAAAGCCAUCUGCCUUUAUUUGUGAAAGAAUCUGUGAAAUUACACCACGGCAUAAUGGACAGAAAUCUUGAAGCUGUGAUCAGAUGACACCCAAAUCCAGUUUUAGCUUUUCUGGUCCACCCGCCGUGUUUGAGAAAUGCAGAGUAUGACCCAAAGAGCACCAUCCACACAGUCAAGCAUGGAGGUGGAAACGUUAUGCUUUGGGGCUGUCAUUCUGUUAAGGGUAUGGAACGACUUCAACACGUCGAGGGGGCCGUGUACCGUAAAAUCCUGGAUGAGAACCUUCCCUCAUCCAGAAUCAUAAAGGUCGGAAGAUGGGUUUUCCAGCAAGACAAUAUCACCAAGGCAACAAAGGGGCAGCUAAAGAAGUCAUACAGUGGCCUAGCCAAGUCAUAUCAUGCAAAUCUAUUUAUAACUUUUAUAUAAUAUGUGUGUUUUUUCUGGCUUUUUGUCCAAUUCUCUUUUUCUCAUCAUUAAAAUGAAACUAACAAAAAAUUAGAACUUGUUCAUUCAGCCGGGGAUCAGCAGGAGAUUAUUUCCCUCACUGUACGUCAGCCUGUAACCUUUAAACGGUUAAAGCUACCCUGCUUUUAAAAAUGUAAAACAAAAUCCUUUUAUGCAUAUGAACAAAUGACCAGUGGCAGCUUUUAUGCACUUUUCAUAUUUUACUUUGUUUCAUUCAUUUUCUUGCCACACGUGGGUGUGAAAAGUGGUUUGGAAACCUCAAAUGAAAGCAUUAAAAUUAAGUGUCACCUUUCCCCCUGCAGAACGUCCUUAUCUCCGGAUCCUUCUUAUCUAAUUCCUCUUGAGUUAUUACAGAAGUAAUAGUCUGACCCUCGGGGCAUGUCUGGAUUCAUAUUUGCUGCUACCGUCCCCUUAUUGCUGGAGGAAAGUGCAGUCCCUGGCCGCCACCUGGAACCAAACCCUGAGUAACGCCACAAGCCAGUGGAGCGGCUCGGGAAUCUACUGUGAAACCUCCAUCGAUGGGAUCGGCACCUGCUGGCCCAGGAGCAGCGCGGGGCAGCUGGUGGCGCGACCCUGUCCUGAGAUGUUUUACGGCGUCCGGUACAACACCACCAAUAAUGUUUAUAGGCGAUGUCUUGCAAAUGGGACGUGGGCGUUGAAGGGGAACUACUCCAUGUGUAAGGCCAUCCUUCACGAGGAGAAAAAAAGCAAGAUGCACUACCAAAUAGCCGUGAUCAUAAACUUCCUGGGUCACUGCAUCUCCAUGGUGGCGCUGCUCAUAGCCUUCUUCCUCUUCUUGUGUUUGAGGAGCAUCCGCUGCCUGAGAAACAUCAUCCACUGGAACCUCAUAACCGCCUUCAUCCUGAGGAACGCCACCUGGUUCAUCGUCCAAAUGACCAUGAGCCCCGAGGUGCAUGAGAGCAACGUGAUAUGGUGUCGCCUUGUGACCGCCUCCUUCAACUAUUUCCACUCCACCAACUUCUUUUGGAUGUUUGGAGAGGGCUGCUACCUCCACACCGCCAUCGUCCUCACCUACUCCACCGACAAGCUCCGCAAGUGGAUGUUCAUCUGCAUCGGCUGGUGUAUACCAUUCCCGAUAAUCGUGGCGUGGGCCAUCGGGAAGCUCUACUACGACAAUGAGAAGUGCUGGUUUGGGAAGCGAGCUGGCGUGUACACCGACUACAUCUAUCAAGGUCCCAUGAUUCUGGUUUUAGUGAUCAAUUUCAUUUUCCUCUUCAAUAUCGUACGAAUCCUGAUGACCAAACUGCGAGCCUCUACGACAUCAGAGACCAUCCAGUACAGGAAAGCCGUGAAGGCCACGCUCGUCCUUCUCCCCCUCCUGGGAAUCACCUAUAUGCUGUUUUUUGUCAACCCAGGGGAAGAUGAGAUCUCUCAAAUCGUCUUCAUCUACUUCAACUCCUUCUUGGAAUCCUUCCAGGGUUUCUUUGUGUCAGUAUUUUACUGCUUCCUAAACAGCGAGGUGCGCUCAGCCGUGAGGAAGCGCUUCCACCGAUGGCAGGAGCAGCACUCGAUCCGAGCCAGGAUGACCCAGGCCAUGUCCAUCCCCACUUCACCUUCACGGGUCAGCUUUCACAGUAUCAAGCAGUCCACGUCGCUAUGAAAGAGGAAACCAGCUUUGUCCUACAUGCUCGCGCUUUGGGAGAAACCUCCAGCUGUCGUUGUCAUCCUUUUCUGCCACAUCACUGGAGUAACACUAAAACACUUUCUGCGGCUAGAGAUCUAGAGAGAGGCUGCAUCAGUCUCCUAAACCUCAGGAGGGACAUUACACAGACUUUCAGGAGAAAAUGGAUGGGUACAGGCGGGAGAGGACAUUGCAAUGUUUGUGAAAAUGGGAGGUUAGUGGAUCAAAAAGAUGCACGUGACCAAGCUGAUGAGUGUGUACUGGAGUUUGAAUGUACAGCACUUGUUUAAUUGUCUGUCGUUUCCCCGCUGGCACUUUGUUUUUGCUAACAUCGCCAUCACGAUUGAGGAUUUAUGCUCCUGGACUGCACCGAGCUGGAUUCCAUCUCAGCGGAGUCAUGUGCUAGCAGGGGCCAGUGACUAAGUCGUUACUUAUCCUGAGAUUUUAUUUUAAGUUUUUAUUUUUCUCUCAAGCAGCUGUCUGCUUCUGGUGUUUGUUUAUUUGAUGUUGUGCUUUCUUCCUCUGUUCUCAGCUCGGUGCGCUCGUGCUGCUUUCAUCGACUUUCCAGGAAGGUUAAACACAUUCCAUAAUUCCUACCUGAAGAGUUUUGUUCCAGAAAAAACAGACACAUUUACAGCUUUUACAGCUUUGAGUAACCUCCAAGUGACCCUCUGGGGACAUUUAUGACCCUACGUGUAUAUUUCUGUGACAACUUUAAUUGUUUUCUGUAAGAAGUGGCCCAUUGGGAUGGCAGUGUUUGUCUUCUAUUUACAUUUUCCACCUUUUAUUGCUGCAUUGUGACAGUAACAGACUAAGAACAGCGUGAUUUAGUGCUGCAGAAGCCCAAUAAUGCAAUGAAAACAGCUCAGCUGAUGGAGAAAAUUCAGGUUAACUCCCAUAAUUUCUUACCUCUUAACACUUUAGAAUAUUGGUCAUAGAGAAAGGAAACAUAGUAUGAUGUUAUAAAGAUAUAAUCUAGCCUUUAAAACAAUUUAUUCCAGUAUAGAAUCUAAUGGGGUCAUAAAUGACCCUACUCAGUCACUUUAGUGGCUAUAGUAGCUCAGCUACCUGAGGUUUAAGGUUACUGUCAGUUAGUCUCACAUCAUUCGUCUCCUUUCUGAGCUCAGGUGACUUCUUAGUCGAGCACAAAGAGUGAAAGUGGAGGAAAUAGCCUUUUACUGCAGAAUAAUUACAUGGCUUAACUCUCGCUUAAAGCACAAGCUAUGAUGUGUAUGUUUCUAUUGAUGUACAGAUUAAACAGGCGGGUCGAUACACGAUAAUUAGGGCGGUGUAGGGUGGCUGUGGUUGAGAUGAUGGAGGUAUGUCCACUAAUUGAAUUUAAAAACCUCCUCCUCACAUACAAAGUCCUGGAUGAUCAGGCCCCAUCAUAUCUUAAAGUCCUCUGAGCACCGCAUUAUGCCAAUAGAGCACUUCACACUCAGUGAAAAGAACCUUGAGACGACUGUUUCUGUGAACUGGCGCUAUAUAUGUAGGAUUUAAUCUAACUGAAUUAAUUGCAGGGUUAGCUGUCCAGUCUUCAGCUCCCCCUAUAAUAAAACCCUGGACUGAAAUGGCAUGUGAUAAAAAUCUGCUGGAUAAGCGAAUUCCAUUCAGCUUCAUAAGUGCAUAUUUCUAUAUAUAGCUAGCCUUUGCCCCUUUGACUACAGCUGCUGUGCCAAGUAAGGCUAAUCACUUCCUGGCUUUAGCUCACAUUGGGGCAAAAUAUGGUCAGAACGUCCCUACAGACCAUUUCAAUCUGACCCCAAACAGAGGAAAAUUGAAUAAGAAUCAUCACUCAAACAUCUCAAGGUGAUUGUCUGCUAUGACUGUGUGUGGUUAUCAAAUGCUGACACAACAUUUAGUUGGAAUUUUCUUUUAUUGUAACCUGUAACAAUGGUUUCUAUUCAGCUACAGAGACGUGUAGCCUUUCUUCUAAUUUAUCUUACUGAUCAUUUAUGGUGCCCGUCUCUGCGCCUGCAGAUCUGCCUCAGUAAUAAUUGGUAGAGGGGUUUGUGCCGAUUUGACCUACUUUGGCCUGAGAGGUUGGCUGCAUUCAGACCAUCUCUGAAUCACGUGUGAUGACCUGAAUUUGGCUAAGAUGUAGAUCUGGUUCAGCUUCAGACUCAUUGGGACUCUUGGGUGUCUCUUUGGCUGUGAUUUUACUCCUGGCACACUGGUUCUGGACCAUUUUGAAGCCAGACCAGUUUGGAUACAUGUGUACUCAGAAAGUGCACACAUGGCAUAUUUUGUUUUCUAUACACACACACACACACACAGUAACCAUGCAUGUAUCUCACAUAUUCUCAUCAUCUUAUCCAAACUAAAUUUACCUAGAAAGAAUAAACCUUUGUGGGCAGAAAAACAAUAUUAACAUUAGAAAGUUAAUGUGGCAACAUACAUUCAAUUCUAGAUAUAAGAAAGACUUUUUUUUUAAUUAACCCACUUUCAAAAGAUCAAAUGUUUAAUUAUUUAAUUGAGAAAUAAUUAGUAUAAUACCUGUGAAACUAUUUAUAUUUUCUCUCUGGCACUUACCUCUAGAAAAACAUAAGUCUAAGCAUAAGAGAAGCAGCUACUAAAUGCUUCACUGUGUUCACCAACUCUGUUUGUUUACAUCUGAAAGAAACAAAAGAAACAGAAAAACCAAAAGAAUCAGAAUAUUUAAAACCCCAAACUAUGACCUGAAAGUUGCUCAAAAAGAGAUUUUUAGAGAUGUAACCACAGGACCAGUGUGAGUGACAGCAUGUUUCACAUUACUUGGACACACAAUACAUUUAAUUUUGUGGCACUUUAAAUCAAAUUAAGCGUUGUGUUAGUUCAGGUCACGAAGUGAUUAAAGUCUCUGCGGCAUCCCGCGUGGUUUUCUUUUACACAUCCUGUUGGUUAAACUUCUCAGAGCCCACAGUUUCACUCCUUCAGCCUGCAUGUAGUUGCUGUGAAUCUGCAAGCCACUUUGCAACCAGUCAUGUCAUGGAAAGAUUCUGCGUUAGUGGUCCUUUUAGUGCAGAGACUUUCACAAAGUAUAAAAACUGUGCAGUGAGAAUGAGUGGACCACGUGUUCAGCAGUUCCUUUAUUGCUUGUAAGUUAGUUAGUUGUUAUAUUUUUUACUUGUCAGGGACCAGACACAAAAGGAUUGAACUCAUAUGAGAAAAGAUGCCUUAUACUGGAUUUAGCUACAAGCACUUUAAAUACACACAAUAUUAAACAAGCCUAUACUACAAAUGCAGAUAAGAACUACAAGAUAAUCAAAUGUACAAGCUUCUUCUUCUUUAGUGGAUCAUCUGCUUCUGUUUCACUCUUUCUGUAGCAUCCACCUCUGUCACAUGACCCCCCUCACAACACCCAUGAAUCUUCACUGCAGUCUGUGCUGUUCGUCCUGCCUGGCAGCUGCCCUGUCCGGACUCCAAACACCUCAAUCUGAUGUACUUAUUUCUAAUCCUUUUCAUGCUGGAUUCUUCUAAUGAUAAGUACAGUUUCCACCGGCACCCUGUUAGCCAACAGCAUCAGGGGUGGUCAUUUAUCCACCCCGGACCCUGACUCAUUAUGAGUCACGUGUUUGAUUCGACUGCCCUUUCUGACGCAACCCAUCACAUUUAUCUGGGCUUGGGACAGGAAGUACGCAGUGUUGUGCUCGGCAGUGGCAGCAACAGGUAUAAAUGACCACAGAUAUGAUUUCAACUGAGUCGAAAAUAACAAGAAAGCUGGGAGAGAAGGUGGGUUGUAAAGCAGCUUUUACAUGUCCAAAGUGCUAUGCUCAAAGUGUCACCCAUUUGAAAGCAAACCAAGUUAAAAUUAUCAGUCAGAAUUUAGUUUAAAAAAAAGGAAUAAUCUUUAUAGAAAGCAAAUGAAAUGAUCAUGUUUUACAAGUUUUAGUCAGACCACCGCCUCCUCCGAUGGUCUUUGUGGAACAAAACUCUUCAGCUGAUCAAAGAGACUUAAUAGAUCGACUCGACCAGCAAGCAAAGGGUUCCUCCAUCCAGGGUGGUGUUUAUACUCAUUCACACCUUUCUGUGGCGUUCGAUUGACUUGAACACUUGCAGUAACUGUAUUUACUGAUGACCUGUAAAUAUAUAAAUAUCAGAGGUGAGUGUGAUGGGAGGGGGCUUUAAAAUCCACGAAUAGAAACCAAAAACACAAACCACACACUGUAAAUCAUAUGGGCACAUUUUCCAUGUGAUCAGCAAUUCACAGUCCACAUUCCUUUGAUACCAGUAUGCCUAGCACCUGUGCAUUUUUAUGAGAAAAUUGUAUAUGAACCUUUUCUUUUCGUCACCCUAUUACUAUAAUUUUUUUUACCCCUUGUAAGUGAUGUGUGAGCUCUGGUUGUGAUAAAAAAAAAAAAAAGUCAAAUUAUUUUAAGUAAUUGAGUUUUACAUGAUGCUGAUCAUCACUUGUAACAGAGCAGCUGCUUUCAGCUUGAUUCCAGCCUUUUGUGGUGGAGAAAAUUCAAAUUAAACGAAAGAAACGUGUAGUCGUCAUGCAAUUGUGCUAGGAAUUUUCAAAAUAAAGGUUUUACAUCAGCAAGAAUAAGAAAUAUAGAAACCAUGCAAAGAGAAUCUUCAUCGUUUUGUGGUACGUAUACGGUGGUCAAUGAAAAAUCACAAUGUCAUUCAAAUUAUUAUUUAUUGUUAUUUAUUUUCAAUAUUGUUAUUUUCAUACUUGAAAAAAAUGUCAAGCGAUAAUAAACUGUGUGUUGCAUUUGACUGAAUGAAAAAUUGAAGAGAUUUAUUUAUAGACCAGUUUUUCUGAAAACAAGCCUGUAAAAAAAAAAAAAGACACCAUUACCCGCGAUGGAGACUCCGGAUCACACAGCCAUUUGUCUCCACAGUCCCCCGAGACGAAAGCAAAGAAAGAAAACACAUCCUGAGUAUCGUGUGAUCCUCUUAAGCUUUGUGUGUGAGUCUCGAAGGGGAGCACAGCCCAAAUCUGGCUUUUAAAUAAGAUCCUUCUGCCCAAGUGAACAUUCACCAUUUUCUGGGUAUGAGAAGGGAGGGGUCUUUGUGUGUGCACUAAAACACAAAGAAAGGACCACAGAAAUCGACUUUAACAGUAUUCACCAUGAUGCACUAUUGCUUAAUUGAAUGCAAACGCUUAAAGAGAACAGGAAGGUUAGUCGUUGCCUGCGGAGCGGCUUUUGGGGGGACGAUUACUCUGUCAUCUCAUGGAUUCACUCUUCCACUCAGGGCUUCUAGCUUUGGGAGAGUUACUCAUAUUCGCAGUUCCAGAUAAAACUACAGUCAGCAUGAUUCAAUUUCCUAUUCUCAUUACUUCUUGUCAUGAUUACAUAAUGACUGUUUGUUUAUGUGGAGAAGCAUCAAAGUGUUGUAGUAAACAAGUUUGGGCCUUUUUCUUACAUGUGCACAAAUUUACAGUUUAUGGCAUAAACACUGGAAAACAAAUGAAAUUCUGUGAAAUAUGAGACAUGAGUACAUUAUAGACUGUAUACAAAAGAUGGACGUGGCCACUGUGACGUCAUACAUUGGUUUCUGAAAUCCUGUUUUCAAACCUUGACUUUAGGAUUUUGCUCAAUAGCAGGUUGUUGCUUUUUGAGGGUGGAGUACUAAAUUAUUAACUAAUGCUAGUAAUGUUAGCAAUAUAGGCUAAAGAAAGAACAUCACACGCACAGCGGUGCUUGCUAGCUAGUACCAUUACAACAAAAAUAAUAUAAUUUAACUCACCUAUAUUGGAGUAAUAGACCUUUUGGACAGUUGGUAGAAUUAGGGACACCACACAGUCAGUUUAUUAUUCACACUAUUUUUGUCUGCAUGUUUUAGUAUUCUUAUUUCCUAUCAUCCUUGCCAUCUGACAAGGAUGUCCCCUGGGCGCCUCCUGGGUGAGGUGUUCCAGGCAUGUCCCACCGGGAGG
This is a messenger RNA of Haplochromis burtoni (Burton's mouthbrooder), 9578 nucleotides long. Its product is annotated as corticotropin-releasing factor receptor 1. Gene Ontology annotation, molecular function: G protein-coupled peptide receptor activity; corticotrophin-releasing factor receptor activity; corticotropin-releasing hormone binding. Bases 2657 to 3694 code for a protein of 345 amino acids. The record is from RefSeq and is a predicted model, not a curated record. Gene Ontology annotation, biological process: adenylate cyclase-activating G protein-coupled receptor signaling pathway; cell surface receptor signaling pathway. Lineage: Eukaryota; Metazoa; Chordata; Actinopteri; Cichliformes; Cichlidae. The transcript is spliced from 14 exons. Gene Ontology annotation, cellular component: neuron projection; plasma membrane.